Molecule: messenger RNA, 6955 nt
Organism: Lutzomyia longipalpis
Lineage: Eukaryota; Metazoa; Arthropoda; Insecta; Diptera; Psychodidae
Gene: cic
Product: putative transcription factor capicua
Exons: 21
Coding region: 541-6702 (2053 amino acids)
Biological process (GO): regulation of transcription by RNA polymerase II
Cellular component (GO): nucleus
Molecular function (GO): DNA-binding transcription factor activity, RNA polymerase II-specific; RNA polymerase II transcription regulatory region sequence-specific DNA binding
Source: RefSeq, a predicted model, not a curated record
GGAAUUUGACAUUCGCCAACUUCAGAGUGGUUGUCUUUUUUUGGGGGAGACGAGAAAAAUUAAUUUUCCAUUAUUUUUGUGCAAAAAAAAGUGACCCCGGGGGCUCCAGGUGCGCUCUCCAGGUGCUCCCCGCAGCCCAGUGAUGGUGAUGUGUGUGCAGUAGUGCAAAUAGACAGAAAAAGUGGAGCGCCCCAUCUGAAUCGUCGUGGUAGUGAGGAGGUCCGGUGGAAAAAAAUCAAUGAAAUUUUCUCACAUACACGGGGGGUUUGUUGUAUUUGUGACUGUAUAGAGUGUAAAAAGAUGUGUUGUGGAUUUAUAGUAUUCACUUCAUGUUGAGAGUGGAAGAGAAUGUCGUCGUCUCUCAAUGGAGCUUGCAAAGUUUUCGUUUGUAAGAUGAAUAAAAAUUAAAAGUGAUUAAAUAAAAACAAUAUUGUUUGAAGGGGAAAUUAUAGAAGAAGAAAAAAAUUAUUCAGUGAGUUUUUUUAAAUGUGGAAGAGUGGUUAAAUGUGUGAGAUUUUAGGGUGAAACAGUACAGACAAAAUGCAUGUAUCAACACAUUCUUCGGGUAGUCUCAAUUUUACUGUACCUGUUUCGUCAAAUGCACAGCGCCAGAUACCCAUUUUGGACAAGCAACAGUCGCAGGAUCAGCAACAGGGCAAUAUUUCUAAUUGUGAUACAGAGGAUGAGAUUCCGGCCUCGGUGAUAAGCAGCGUGGGUACAGUGAAUUAUCAGCAAACCCCACAUCAAAUUUAUGUUGUAGCCACACAGGCACCAGCUCUGACCAAGACACCCACUACGGGGGUACAUAGUCAGGCUGCUGCUGGUAGUGGGAAAAAUAUCCCAGAGCCCGGUACAUCUGUGGCAUCAUAUUCCACGUACGUACCCGAUGGUGGGACACCGAACAAAGUGAUGCAACAAUCCAUGAUUGGGGUGCAAGCAACCACCUCGGUUGCAGCAGUACAACAACCCAGACUCCAUCCGAAGAAGCGAAAAUUCGACCCGGCUGAAUUGGAGGAAAUGAACUCGACUGCAAAGAUGGAGGAGGGAAUUCCAUCUGCUGCUGCGACAAGCACAGAGAUUGUCAAUAAAAUGACACCAGCAACGGUGACGGCGACAUCCAAUGGUGUGACCACGGCACAAAUCAUUUUUACAACCCAUCCAAUGCCUGUGUACAGCCAUGCCAAUUCAUACCAUCAUGUGCAGCAGACAGUUGACCCUCCAACUCCAUCCGCUGCUCCUCCAGUACGAGAGUUACAGCCGGCUGUGCCAAAUAUUGAUCUCACAGAAUGGCGUGAUCAUCGGAUUUUGCUGAAGCACAUCUCGAUGAAUAUCUACCAACCAGGGUCGAUAAAAGACGUCGAACAGCCACACACAGUGGUGGUGAAGAUGGAUGGCGAAGAGGGAUGCUGUAGAAAAGUAUUGGAUGUUUUUGGUGCGAAUCGUUUUGAUAUUGUGAGCGAUGCAUGUCCAUCAGUGGCUGCGGUUUCACCGGGAAUGCGCGUAUGUGUGAGGUCACAGUUAUCAGAUUCAUCGGGAUAUGUUUUUGUGGAAGGAAUUGUGAAUGAUGUAUUGAACAAUACGAAGCAGUUUACCGUGCAGAUGGCAAACAAUGCCCAGGAUGUGCGGAUUGUCAAGAGGGCGGAUUUGCGCCUUCUACAGCCACCGUGGUGGGAUGAAUUGACGGAAGCAAUGAAGAGUGGAUGUCACGAUGAUGCCAUGAGCAGUACAAAUAGUGGAGCAAUGUCUAACAUGGGUGGUAAUACGAAUUGCCAUAAGGGUGCGGAUGUAGAGACAAAAAUUGUCUAUGCAAACUAUGCAAAAGGUACAUGUCGGAAUGUUGUUGGGAUGAAGUCAAUUGUGGCCGUAUCUUCGCGUUCUUCGGCAAAUUACGGUGCACCAAUUCAUCGGUAUGAUACAUCACCCCCAAUACAGGUGCACCAUGUCCUACCGAUCCUGCACAAUCAGGAGGAGUACUACAGAACAACGGCCACAUCACCGUUUCAGGGACAAAAUGUCCCUGGUGGUGAGUCAAAUGUACCCCCCGGUGGGGUUGUUAGUGGUAAUUCCGUGGAGGUUCUAACACCCGGUGUGUCAGUAUUAGCAACCACAAGCCCCAAUCCUGACGAGCACAUGCGACGUCAGCGGUAUGACGACUACGAAAGUGAUGAUGAUCUACGCCGUGAGGAUAUUAGCUUCCCAAUGGAUGGGGAUGUGGAGAAAUUGUCCGGAAGUAGUAAGAGGAGUAGUAUGCAGAGUCGUGGUAGUACGUCGAGUUUAUUGGACCAAAGACUGACACCCAGAUCUCAGCCAGCUACCCCAAGAUCUCAAACGGCUACACCGCAUCGCUUCAAGAAAGGUGAUAUUGUCACCACACCCAGUGGCAUACGGAAGAAGUUCAAUGGGAAACAAUGGAGACGUCUCUGCUCCAAUGAUCCGUGCUCCAAAGAAUCUCAGCGUCGUGGCUUCUGUUCGAGGCAUUUGAGUCAAAAAGGCAAUUCCCUCCGUUCCGCCGGAGGACCCAAUCAAUUCCCAACCAGCCGUUCCAGUAGCAAAGCUCAAGCCGAUGAGGACACCUCCAGAGAUUCUGAAACAUCACCAAAUUAUCGCGUAGCUGGGCGUUAUGAUCAAGAGGAGACUGAUGUUGCAAAUAUGCUGGUUUCUCUGAGUAGCUCGAGAUCAGCUACGCCAUCAUUCUCUUCACCGACAAAUCAUGGCUCCCCACCGAUUCAUGCAACGCAAUCCCCGGUAACGGUGGGAAAUCGUCAGAAUGUUUUUAUGCCAAUCGGGAGUCCGGCUGCGCAGUCAGAGUCGUCCAAAUGGAAGGCAAAUACCCCAAGUCCCGUAUCGCAUUGUCUUCCGGCGCAUUCACAUGUUAUACGGCCGGAAGUGAGGCCACCGCAGCCAUUGCCGCCGCCUGUGCAGCAGCCGCCACCGCAGCCACCGCCGCAGAUGCAUCAUCAGCCGCAGCCGCCAAUGUCGACGCCGCAACAGGUCACAACAGCACCGCCGCCGUCAAAUCUUCCCCCUGUUGGGCAUGCAACAAGUGUCAUUCGCAUAUCACCAGCCUCGAGUCACGCAUACCACCUGCAGCCGGUUAUAAUGGAUUCAGGGCAUGUGGUGUCCUCCAUUCCCACCACAAUGGAGAAGCCCCAGACAAAAAACGGCAUUAAUCCCAACUCCAUCUAUCCAUGGCACACGCUUCUGCCGGUUAUUAAUCCACCCCAGGUGCGCUCUGGGCAGACAACGUUUAAUUCCGGCACGAAAGCCCCAUCACCACCGCCACCAGAGUCAACGGAACCCACCGCAGAGGAUGAUGGAGAAGAUGAUCAAGGGGAUGAUGAUGUAUUUGAGACUCCAGCACCGGAGAAUCCUCAAGCAUCAGGAGGUUCAUCGGGUGCAUCAACAAAUGAGAAUUUUCAGCCACCAUCGAGUAUGGCGAAUGGAAGUAAUAUUCCGUGCAAUUUUCUCACCAAUCACGGCCCAUUUGGCAGCACGGAAAACAAUGAUUCCCCCUUAGAUGGGGAGAAGGGGGCAAAUAGCCAAUUUGUCGUGGGGAAUGUAGCUGUUUCCCAUACGACGAUUCUCCCAAAAAUUGGGCAGGGAGAAACAUGUUCAGCAAAAACGCGUCGUACACAAUCAUGUAGUGCCAUCGAAGCGAGUACAAAGGAUCCACAGAGUCCGCAAAUGAAGAAGGAGGGAGCAAAGAUAAGGCGUCCCAUGAAUGCCUUUAUGAUUUUUUCAAAGAGACAUCGGGCACUUGUGCAUCAGAAGCAUCCAAAUCAGGACAAUCGGACUGUUAGUAAGAUUCUCGGUGAAUGGUGGUAUGCAUUGGGACCCGAUGAGAAGGGGAAAUACCAUGAUUUGGCUACAGAAGUCAAGGAAGCGCAUUUCAAGGCUCAUCCUGAGUGGAAAUGGUGCUCAAAGGACCGAAGAAAGUCAUCGAGUUCCACAAAGGAUGGACGUGGAAGGACAGAUUCGGUGGAUGGGGCAGAUUCAUUGGAUGAGAAGAGUCCCAAAACACCGGGUGUGGAGACAUCUACGAAUCAGGUGAAUGACGUUAUCCCGCUGACUAUAUCAGCAUUGAAUGUUAGUGAGGAUGUGGAGAUGACGAUGAAUAUAAAGAAGGAGGAGGAUGGUGGUGCAAAUGUCACCGACACAAGUAGCACCACUCAAGUGCAAUCAGUUGAUGGGACAACGUCAGUCACUAAUACAAUGCUCACCUCUGUGGCAGAGCAGAAGGAAGAAGCAAUGUCUGAUGAUGAUCAAAUGGUGAUAGCCGAGGAGGCGAGUGCAACAGAAAAUAAUGCCGAUAUUGAUUUGCAGUGCGCAGAAAAGGUAACGGAUUCAGAUGUUGAAGAACCGAAUUGUGAUGACUCGGAAGAAUCACACAAGAAUAAGAAGAUGAAUGAAGCGGGUGGUGAUGAAGGGACACAGAUUGGGGGUACAAAUAUUGUUGGAAAUACUGGGAUUAGUAGGGAGCAGCAUGGCAACAUGGAGAUUCGUUGCAAGCCAAAACCAAUAAAAUUGCCAUCACAAAUGGAGAAUGUUAUGUACAAUUAUCCCCAUAUGUCCAUUCCUACGUAUCUUGGCCCUAAAAAUCCAUCGGGAGUCUCAACUUUCCAUCCAACAGGUGGCGCCUUCAUGCCAGCUAGCCCGAAGAGUAAGAAUCCACGUUCAAUGGAGCAAACAAGUGCUGAGCAGCAGUUCAAUGUGCAAAUGCAAUCGGCUGGGGUUAAGAUGGAAAAUACCAUGGAGGUGACAAAUAAAAAUUCGGCAAUUUUCACAUUCAAUGCCACGCAGCAUGAGCAAAUGCAGUUGCAGGCGGCAACAGAGCAACAACGACAGAAUAUGGAGCAACAGCAGCAGCAGAUGUAUCAUAAGAAGGAAUUUGCAGCACAUGCACAACAUGGUGAGCAUCAUCGUCACAGUGGGGCACAAUCGCCGAAUGAGGGGAGUGCCGGUGAUAGUUUAUACAAUAACAAUAAUGUGAACAACAAAGAAUUGAUUGCAAAUGCAAAUUUGGCCACAGCAGGUGAGGUGUGUGGUGGCAAAGAUGCUGCCAACAACAAGGGUAAAUUGGUGGCAACACUGAGUGGUGGUGAUGGCAACAAAAAGACCUCAGCAGCAGCUCCACAGCCGCAGCUUCCAUCGCAGCAGAUACUCAUGAUAAAUCCAAGUACAAUUGCCACCCUAUCAGCAGCACCCACCUCCUCAUCAAAUCCACCACAAGUUAUGAGCCCGAAAUCCAUUAUGUGGACUGUCACUGGGAAUCAGCAGAUUGCAUUAGUCCCAGUUGCAGAGGAAAAUCAAUAUAUGAUGCACAAACGACCGAGAAUUUUCACAAGCAAUGCAGGUGCUCUCAAUACUCAACAAGCCCAAGCAAUUGCUGCCAAUACACCGAAAACAACUGCAGCAUCUGCUCCAACACUUCAGUAUGUUAUUCAAGGGCAAAUGCCGAAUCUUCUCAUAUCAACACAAAAUUACUCCACUCAAAGUCUUUUGAAAGUUAAACAAGAACAACAACCAUUGGAAUCACCGGGAAUUAAAAAUCUUCCAGCAACACCAAAAUCAAGUUCAGCUGAAUCCAUUGAUGUGAGUGAUUUGGGGAAUGAGGAGAAGGAGAAGAAUUUUGAAAAUUUCGAACCACCAGAGAAGAAAACAUUUGUUCUUGCACCAACACCUGCGCAAUUGGGGAAGGCUCCACUGCAGCGAAGGCAGAAUUUAACUUCAAAUGGAAACUCCACAUCGUGCGUGAGUGAACCACAAACACCAACAACAAUGAGCAUGACACCGAUAACAACGCUAAAUAAUAACAUCACCACAAAUUUACCCUCAUCCCUGCCAACACCAACAUCAGCCACAAUUGAUGAUGUUCACGGGCAAAUGUCGCCACAACAGAAGAAAUCCUUCUUCAAGAAGAUCAAGAGUGAUGAUAUGGACAAUGUACUGAAGCAAGUUGAUUUUGAGAAGAAAUUCCAAACGCUGCCGCAAUUCAAGCCUGAAGACUGCCAAUCACCAAGCGCAAUUUCAAUUGCAUCCUCACCACGUGUUUUCACACAGAAUUACCGCAAGAAGGCACAACCUUUGGCCAAAGCUCUAAGACCGUGGUCUACUGUCUUCCAAUUCUACCUUCCAGAUUCUGCUGCUGCUGUGGCAGAUGAGGAAAUGUCCGAAGCGGGAAGUGCAGCAUCAACUGCCACACCAUCUGCCUCCUACAUUGUUGGCAAUCGUUUCUUUGGUGCUGAUUUCAAUAUUGAUCAACUACGAGCUGCUACAGAAGGUGCAGAUACCGAUAGAUCUCCACGAACGCCAAAGACUCCGCUUCAGAGUGCAUCGUCUGUACGGAGUGCAACAAUUUGCGGGAGUGCUGGAUCGGUGUGUAGUAGUGCGGUGGGUGGUGGAUCUGCAGGCUCAGGAGCUCAAGAUCCAGUGGAGAAAGGACAUAGACGGAUACUCGAACAGCGAAGACAACUUGUAAUGCAGUUGUUUCAGGAACAUGGCACUUGGUUUCCCACCUCUCAGGCAACAAAUAGUUUCCAGCUGGCCCAUAAUGACAUCUUUCCCACAAAGCAAAGUCUUCAGCUGAAGAUUCGUGAAGUGAGGCAAAAGUACAUGGCACAGUCAAAUGGACCAGCUACUCCAAAUGACAUUGGUUCUCCUGCUGAACCACAACAACAAACACAAACAUCUCAACAGCCAUAAAAUAAUUUUCUAUUUCAUCAUUAAGAUUAUUAUUUUCUAUUUUAUUAAGGAUACAUCUCCCACAAUUUCUUCUGUUUUUUAAGCAUAACAGAACGUAAGAUUUAUAUACAGAAAAAAACGUUAGCAAUAUAACGUAACUAUAUAGUAAAAAAAACAACCAAAUUUAUGGGUCAAAUACAAGGAAUUUAUAUUAAAACGAGAUACAGUAACAUCAUAAAACUUACUGAUGAAAAUAAACUUUCAAUGGAAAUUA